CUUUGACUCAGUCAUUGUUUCGAUCUCUGUUUUUCCCUCCCAAUCGAUUGUUAUUCCGUACCAAUCAAUUGCGUAUAGUUAGCAACAUGGCUGUCUCCCGAUCAAACGCCGCUCGUCGGUUGAUAUCGCUAUCUUCCCAGCAAAGUCGACGAUACUCAGCACCCACCGACGGCGCAAUCCCGCCCAACAAGGCCAAAUACGUACCUACCGAGGGAACCUAUCCCAAAGGCUUCGUGGUCGGUAGCGCACAUGCCCAAGUCAAGGUCUCAAACACAAAAUUCGACGAUCUCGCUCUCAUUGCCUCGGAGAAGCCAUGCUCGGCCGCCCUCGUCGCCACGCAGAACCACUUCCAGGCUGCUCCUGUCAGUGUGAGCAAGAAGAUCAUGUUUCAACAUCAGAGCAAGAGCAUUAGAGGCGUUGUCAUCAACUCUGGCUGCGCAAACGCUGUCACAGGAAAAGGUGGACGUGAGGAUGCCGUGCGCAUGGCCAAGCUCACCCACGACCUUUUGAACAAACAUGUCUCCGGCAUCCGUACUCUCGUCAUGAGCACUGGUGUCAUCGGCCAGCGCCUUCCCAUUGACCGUAUCGAAGCAAAGAUCCCCAGCCUCGUUGACUCUCUGGGCAGCACCCACGAUCACUGGCUCCGUUCAGCCCGCGCCAUCUGCACCACCGAUACCUUCCCCAAGCUUCUUUCCCGCCAAUUCACCCUCCCUUCAUACCCUGGCAUCACCUUCUCUAUCGCCGGCAUGACCAAAGGAGCGGGUAUGAUCCAUCCCAACAUGGCCACUCUGCUCGGUGUCAUCUGCACAGACGCGCCCAUCCAGAAGACUGCCUUGAGAACUCUCCUAUUCACUGCCACAAACUCCUCUUUCAAUCGCAUUACUGUCGAUGGUGACACCAGCACUAACGACUGUGUCGCUUUGUUCUCUAACGGCAUGGCUGCCCCGGAUGCCGAGCCCGUUCGCCUUAACCACCUCAGCUCUCACGAACUUCCUACCAAGGGUGCAUCUCUCGUUGGUGCGAAGUUCGAGAGGCAAUCAGACGACUACAAGGAGAUGAACAAGGUCUUGACAUCUUUCAUGGAAGACCUUGCCAAGCUCAUCGUUCGUGACGGCGAAGGAGCCACCAAGUUCGUUACCGUCAAGGUGACCAAGGCUGCUACCCACACCGCUGCCCACGUCGUUGCAAACUCUAUCGCUACAUCUGCUCUCGUAAAGACAGCCCUGUACGGCAAGGAUGCAAACUGGGGUCGCAUCCUCUGUGCCAUCGGCUACGCACCUGGAAACACACUUAUCAAGCCUCAGCAGACCUCCGUCUCUUUCAUCCCUGCCGACGGCUCCGAAGAGCUCAAGUUGCUGGUCAACGGCGAGCCCCAGGCUAUUGAUGAAGCUCGCGCUGCUGCCAUCCUGGAGAUGGAAGACUUGGAAAUUCUUGUCAAGCUGAGCACCAAGGAGGGAGAACUUGGCGAGGCCACAGUCUACACCUGCGACUUCAGUCACGAGUACGUCACUAUCAAUGGCGAUUACAGAACUUAG
Messenger RNA from Aureobasidium subglaciale EXF-2481, 1535 nucleotides. RefSeq lists its product as uncharacterized. The transcript has 2 exons. The record is from RefSeq and is a predicted model, not a curated record. Gene Ontology annotation, cellular component: mitochondrial matrix. Bases 87 to 1535 code for a protein of 482 amino acids. Gene Ontology annotation, molecular function: L-glutamate N-acetyltransferase activity, acting on acetyl-CoA as donor; L-glutamate N-acetyltransferase activity, acting on acetyl-L-ornithine as donor. Lineage: Eukaryota; Fungi; Ascomycota; Dothideomycetes; Dothideales; Saccotheciaceae. Gene Ontology annotation, biological process: L-ornithine biosynthetic process; L-arginine biosynthetic process.